GUGCGGUGCCGCGCGCGCUGCCGGGAGGGGCGGGUGCGCAGGCGCGGUGCGGGCGGGCAGCCGGUGAUGGCGGCCGUGGCGGAGUUGGGGGGUGCGGGCCCAUGAGGCGGCCCAGGCCCCGCGCACCCAGCAGAGCCAGGAAGGGGGCGGCGGCGCCGCGGCUCGCACCCGCGCCAUGGCGGGAGUGUUCGACAUCGACUUGGACCAGCCGGAGGACGCGGGUUCGGAUGAGGAGCUGGAGGAAGGGGGUCAAUUAAGUGAGAGCAUGGACCAUGGCGGCGUUGGCCAAUAUGACCUUGGCAUGGAACAUUGUGAAAAAUUUGAGAUUUCAGAAACUAGUGUAAACAGAGGUCCAGAAAAGAUCCGACCGGAGUGCUUUGAGUUGCUACGUGUGCUUGGCAAAGGUGGCUAUGGAAAGGUAUUUCAAGUACGAAAAGUAACUGGAGCAAAUACAGGGAAAAUAUUUGCCAUGAAAGUUCUUAAAAAGGCAAUGAUUGUAAGGAAUGCCAAGGAUACAGCUCAUACAAAAGCAGAGAGGAAUAUACUGGAGGAAGUGAAACAUCCCUUCAUCGUAGACUUAAUUUAUGCCUUUCAGACUGGUGGAAAACUCUACCUCAUCCUUGAGUAUCUCAGUGGAGGAGAACUAUUUAUGCAGUUAGAGAGAGAAGGGAUAUUUAUGGAAGACACAGCUUGCUUUUACUUGGCAGAAAUCUCCAUGGCGCUGGGGCACUUGCAUCAAAAAGGAAUCAUCUAUCGUGAUCUGAAGCCAGAAAAUAUCAUGCUUAAUCAUCAAGGUCACGUAAAAUUGACUGACUUUGGAUUAUGUAAAGAAUCUAUUCACGAUGGAACAGUCACACACACAUUCUGUGGAACAAUUGAAUACAUGGCCCCUGAAAUCCUGAUGAGGAGUGGGCAUAAUCGUGCAGUGGACUGGUGGAGUUUGGGGGCAUUAAUGUAUGACAUGCUGACUGGAGCACCUCCUUUCACUGGGGAGAACAGAAAGAAAACAAUUGACAAGAUUCUCAAGUGUAAACUCAACUUGCCUCCCUACCUCACACAAGAAGCCAGAGAUCUGCUUAAAAAGCUGCUAAAAAGAAACGCUGCCUCACGUCUAGGAGCUGGUCCUGGAGAUGCUGGAGAAGUUCAGGCUCACCCGUUCUUCAGACACAUUAACUGGGAUGAGCUGUUGGCAAGAAAGGUGGAACCUCCUUUUAAGCCCUUAUUGCAAUCUGAAGAGGAUGUGAGCCAGUUUGAUUCAAAGUUUACACGUCAGACACCUGUUGAUAGCCCAGAUGACUCUACUCUCAGUGAAAGUGCCAACCAGGUCUUUCUGGGUUUUACCUAUGUGGCUCCAUCUGUACUUGAAAGCGUUAAAGAGAAAUUUUCUUUUGAACCAAAAAUUCGCUCACCUCGCAGAUUCAUAGGUAGCCCUAGGACACCAGUCAGCCCUGUAAAGUUUUCCCCUGGGGAAUUCUGGGGAAGAGGUGCUUCUGCCAGCGCAUCAAAUACUCAGACACCUGUGGAAUACCCAAUGGAGACAAGUGGAAUAGAACAAAUGGAUGUGACAGUCUGUGGAGAGGCUUCAGCACCACUUCCAAUCCGGCAACCAAACUCUGGGCCAUAUAAAAAACAAGCUUUUCCCAUGAUUUCCAAACGACCAGAGCACUUGCGCAUGAAUCUAUGACAACACAAUUUUUUUUUUUUUUUUUUUUUUAAGCCUUUGAAGGUGGAAAACAAAGAAUGGACAUAAGCCCCCCUCAAAGUUGAAAUACUGGGGGUUUGUAUGGUUUACUUUUAAAAAGUGACAGUAUCAAAGAGUCAGUCAUUGCACAGAGUGACUUGGAAAGCAAAGAAAAACGGAUUUUUUUUUUUUUUCCUGUCAAUCAAUGGUGCAUAAAAAAAACAAACAAACUUUAGCAAAUGGUAUUGCAGAACUCUAGGCACAUCAUCUAACGAUUUGCAGUGACAUCUUCUCACCUUAUCAAGGAUUUUUCAGCUUGAUAGCUCGAAACUGACAGUAUUAAGGGUCAGGAUGUUGCUUCAGAAUCACUGGUCUAGUCGUGAAUGUGUCAAGGAGGGUUAGCCCUUUCACUAGGCAAAGAAUGAAAUGCCUGUGUGCUUGCAUCUGAGGGAUCAUUAGCAUGCAAGCUUGGUUAAGCUGUUUCCUACAGUGGGGUGGGAUCAAAGAUGAAAGAUAAAAUUAAUUGGUGUUUCACAUUCAAAACAUAAUGAGGUUUUUUUUAUAUAUAAAAUAUAUAUUUUUCAAAUAAUAGAUUUUUUGAUUCAGCUCAUGAUGGAAAGCAUCCCAAAAUUGAGAAUGCAAACUUUAAUUGGUUGCUGCGAAGAAAGCAAAGGCUCUAGUUCUGAUUCUUCUUCUUCUUUAUACAACAAAUCAAUAAGUGAAUUGCUUAAUUACCAGCUUGGCAAUGUGGGGUGGGAGAGAACUGUUUCACUUGCUUACCCAGCUGAAAUACCUGUUCCUGCAAAUCCAAAUGGAUCUAAUCAAAUGGCAGUGCUGCUAUGUUCUAGGCUUAACUGGAAGCCAUGGGCUCACACACACGUCCUGCUUAUUUCAUCCUUGUCCUCAGCAGACAUUUCACUGGGAAACAUCACUUUUGUAUCUGCUAGUCCUUAGCUGGAGACAGCUGAAUGCCUUCUGAUUCUUACCCACAGAAAAGAUAAGGAAAAAGUGCAUCAGAAUACAAGGUCAGUAGAAACACAUAGGAAGCACCAGAGGAAACACAUACAGAGUAUAAGGAAAUAAACCUUUUUGGAACCAGUGGGUAAGAAUUGGAGGAUUUUUAUUUUUUUAAAAAGAAAAGGUUCCUGAUGGGGGUUGUUCCCUGCCAUGAUACAUUUCUAAAUUUUAUCAACAUUUUUUUCUAUGCUGGGGCAAUAAAUUUUGCUGAUUGUAGGAGAAAAGUGUUAAAUGGCCUUUCAGUGAAUGUCUUCCACAGUGGGUCAGAACUUCAGCGACUUUAAUUUAGGAAACAUGUUCUAAGGACACUAUUUAUGUUUUUGAAAUUGUCACAAUCUGUACAAAUGAAUUACAGGUACAAAGAAUAAAAUAAAGGUAACUCUACCUUACUUAAAUA
This is a messenger RNA of Calypte anna (Anna's hummingbird), 3095 nucleotides long. RefSeq names its product ribosomal protein S6 kinase B1 (gene RPS6KB1). Bases 176 to 1684 code for a protein of 502 amino acids. Gene Ontology annotation, biological process: protein phosphorylation; cellular response to insulin stimulus; intracellular signal transduction. The transcript has 15 exons. The record is from RefSeq and is a predicted model, not a curated record. Gene Ontology annotation, molecular function: phosphatidylinositol-4,5-bisphosphate phospholipase C activity; protein serine/threonine kinase activity; ATP binding. Lineage: Eukaryota; Metazoa; Chordata; Aves; Apodiformes; Trochilidae.